UUCCAUUUUUGCCCUCCUUGGUGACCUGGCAAUAUGCCAGUCCAUGUCCAAAUCGCCCUCCUCCGUCAUUCCCCCGAUUCCACUUCUCUCUCUCUCCCUCUCUCUCUCUCUCUCUCUCGUCGCUGCACCUGCACGCAGACCAUUCUCCUACUUCGAGCUCUGUCUGAUUACUGUUCCUCAUGGCUAAUAAGCACACCAUUAUUUUGAUGCAAACUUCCCCAAACAAGGCCUCUAGAACAUUUAUGGAUUAUGAUUCGAUAAGCCAAGCUAUGGAUGGUAUAUGUGGGCUAUACGAAAGGAAGCUUAAAGAGUUAAAUCCAGCUUUAAGAAACAUCACGUAUGACAUUGCAGAUCUCUACAAUUUUAUUGACGGCCUUGCAGAUAUGAGUGCCUUAGUUUAUGAUCACUCCAUCCAUGGCUAUUUACCGUAUGAUAGACAAUGGAUCAAACAGCGGACAUUUCACCACCUAAAGAAAUUGGCACAUUAAAUUUAGUAUGAUUCUGCAGCUUAAGUCUGUAGUUACACUACCGGAUUGUCUGUAGAAUUUUAGUUGUGCGUGGGCUUUGCAUUUGACCCAAGGUGUUUAAUACGCAAAUUGUAACCUCGUUGUGCUCAUAUAUUAUAGGACAAAGGUGGCUCUAUGCUCUGAUUUCAAAAGAAUAGCAACUAUUGUUGUUUGUUCGUAUGAUUCCCUUAUGGAAGUGCUCCCAUGUUUAGGGAGGUUGACGGUGA
Juglans microcarpa x Juglans regia is the source of this 733-nucleotide messenger RNA. Its product is annotated as enhancer of rudimentary homolog. The transcript is spliced from 4 exons. Lineage: Eukaryota; Viridiplantae; Streptophyta; Magnoliopsida; Fagales; Juglandaceae. The record is from RefSeq and is a predicted model, not a curated record. Bases 180 to 488 code for a protein of 102 amino acids.